CCCCAGAGUUAGAGACCUUACCGCGCAGGGAGCCAGCAUGUCGGCUGUGGUCCUGGAAAACCGAGGCUUUGGCAGGAAGCUGUCUGACGGACAGGAAACAAGCUAUAUUGAAGACAAUUCCAAUCAAAAUGGUGCCAUAUCACUGAUCUUCUCACUCAAAGAAGAAGUUGGUGCCCUGGCCAAAGUCUUGCGCUUGUUUGAGGAGAAUGAUAUAAACCUAACUCACAUUGAAUCCAGACCUUCGCGCUUAAAGAAAGAUGAGUAUGAAUUUUUCACCUAUCUGGAUAAACGUAGCAUGCCUGUCCUGGCAAACAUCAUCAAGAUUUUGAGGCACGACAUCGGCGCCACUGUCCAUGAGCUUUCCCGGGAUAAGGAGAAAGACACAGUGCCCUGGUUCCCAAGAACCAUCCAAGAGCUCGACAGAUUUGCCAACCAGAUCCUCAGCUAUGGAGCGGAACUGGAUGCAGACCACCCCGGGUUUAAAGAUCCUGUGUACCGAGCGAGACGGAAGCAGUUUGCGGACAUUGCCUACAGCUACCGACAUGGGCAGCCCAUCCCUCGAGUGGAAUACACGGAGGAAGAAAAGAAAACCUGGGGGACAGUGUUCAGGACCCUGAAGUCCUUGUAUAAAACCCAUGCUUGCUACGAGCACAAUCACAUCUUCCCGCUUCUGGAAAAGUACUGUGGCUUCCGCGAAGAUAACAUUCCCCAGCUGGAAGAGGUUUCUCAGUUUCUGCAGACUUGCACUGGAUUCCGCCUCCGACCUGUGGCUGGCCUGCUUUCCUCUCGGGACUUCUUGGGUGGCCUGGCCUUCCGAGUCUUCCACUGCACUCAAUACAUCAGACAUGGGUCCAAGCCCAUGUACACACCUGAACCUGACAUCUGCCAUGAGCUGCUGGGACAUGUGCCCUUGUUUUCAGAUCGCAGCUUUGCCCAGUUUUCCCAGGAAAUUGGCCUUGCCUCUCUGGGUGCACCUGAUGAGUACAUUGAGAAACUGGCCACGAUUUACUGGUUUACUGUGGAGUUUGGACUCUGUAAACAAGGAGACUCCAUAAAAGCAUAUGGUGCUGGGCUCCUGUCAUCCUUUGGUGAAUUACAGUACUGCUUGUCGGGCGAGCCCAAGCUCCUCCCCCUGGAGCUGGAGAAGACAGCUGUCCAGGAGUACACUGUCACAGAGUUCCAGCCCCUCUAUUACGUGGCUGAGAGUUUUAAUGAUGCCAAGGAGAAAGUGAGGAACUUUGCUGCUACAAUCCCACGGCCCUUCUCAGUUCGUUAUGAUCCAUACACCCAAAGGAUUGAGGUCUUGGACAAUACCCAGCAACUUAAGAUUUUGGCUGACUCCAUCAACAGUGAAGUUGGAAUCCUUUGUAGUGCCCUCCAGAAAAUAAAGUGAAGUCAUGGACAAAACCUGUCAACUGAGAAUCUGUUGAUGGAAAUCCAACUACUUCCAUUUCAUCUGAAAAAGACUGAAAAUCAAACCUUAAUUUGAAUUAAGAGCCCUAAAUCUUUUUUUUUUUUUUCAGAACAAGAUGGAGCAUAAACAAAUAAAUCAAAAUAAGUUGAAAUGACAUUAUAUUAAUAUACACCCAAAAGCAUAAUCUUUUGGGGUCCUCUUUGAUUUAGAGAUGGUAAUCCCAUACUCUCAAUUCAGUUAAAAUCAAUAGUAUGUCACAUUUCAUCAGUUAAUUAAAAUUUGGGACCUGAUUUAUUUGAGCUUCUAUAUAUCAGUCAAUGUAAAACACAAGCCUGUCAUUAGAAUUGAAUUUGUUGAUUUAAUAUACAUCUUAACCUACAAAGGUAAUUUUCUAUUUCAGUGGACUAUGAUUCUAAGUAUUAUUGUGUUUUACCCAUGUAGAUUUCCUUUAAUUCAAGAGCCCAUUAAAAUAGUUAUUAAAGUUGAAGUUCAUAGCAUCAUAUCGAAGCA
Messenger RNA from Hyaena hyaena (striped hyena), 1924 nucleotides. RefSeq names its product phenylalanine hydroxylase (gene PAH). NCBI's taxonomy places the organism in Eukaryota, Metazoa, Chordata, Mammalia, Carnivora, Hyaenidae. Gene Ontology annotation, molecular function: phenylalanine 4-monooxygenase activity; iron ion binding. Bases 38 to 1393 code for a protein of 451 amino acids. The record is from RefSeq and is a predicted model, not a curated record. The transcript is spliced from 13 exons. Gene Ontology annotation, biological process: L-tyrosine biosynthetic process; L-phenylalanine catabolic process.